Molecule: messenger RNA, 1218 nt
Organism: Fusarium graminearum PH-1
Lineage: Eukaryota; Fungi; Ascomycota; Sordariomycetes; Hypocreales; Nectriaceae
Exons: 2
Coding region: 1-1218 (405 amino acids)
Source: RefSeq, a predicted model, not a curated record
AUGUCUAAAUACAAGGAUAUUAUGAAGAAUGGGUGGCAUCCUGAAAAGGCAGGCACUUCCCUUAAGGGUCAAGUUAAAGGUCUUGUUGGGAGAGGAAAGUCCGAUGAUGCCGACAGAGGUGACCAUGUUUCUGUUCCGAUAUCACAACUGAAGGAUCCUUCGAGCUUUGCACCACCUCCCAAACGCACUGGCACUGGUCUUAUUCCAGCAGCACCCAGAAGAGAUACUGCCUCCCCAUCAAACCAUCAGGAUCCCUACGCCCCUGGCUCCCAAGAACAUGGAUAUACCGAGUCUCAGGACCAAGCCGAGGAGCCGCCAAAACCCCGCGGUCCGUAUCGUGUAGACACGACCGGCCUCUCGACAGAUAACCUACCCAAGCCACCUGGACGAAGAGACGGCGCCGAUGGACGUUCGGCACAGCCACCAUCAUAUCAGUCAGCCAUGACAGGUGUAGGAGGAGGAAGAGCAGCACCUCCUAGCCUACCACCACGUCUGCCCCCAAGGACCAACUCUGCGAGUACAGUGGAGAGCUCACCCGGCGCUAGCCCUGCUCCUAUAAGCAGUGGACUCUUGAACCAAGGAGCAGUGAGCCGCUUGGGCGCAGCAGGUAUCAAUGUUCCUGGCUUCGGUAUUGGUCGCUCGAAUGCUGCAUCUCCAAGCCCACCUCCGCCCCCGCGCGCAGGUGUCGCUGCACCUCCUCCUACGCAGACUCCAUCGCAUAUGAGCGAACUACAGAACCGAUUCUCUAAGCUCGGUUCAUCGUCGUCUAAUGCCAAUGCAGCAGCACCCCCACCUCCCAGCGAAGGGACUACGUGGGCACAGAAACAAGCCGCUCUCAAGACUGCAUCGUCGUUUCAAAAGGAUCCUUCAUCAGUCUCCUUUUCAGACGCCCGAGCAGCCGCCAGCACAGCCAACAACUUCCGUCAGCGCCAUGGUGAACAAGUUGCCGCUGGAGCCAAGGCAGCAAAUAAUUUUAACCAAAAGUAUGGUCUUAUAGACAAAGCACAGAGCUCUUACGCGAAAUUCCAAGGCAAUCAAGCCCAGGAUCAUGAUAGUGCUGCUGGAGUAUCAUCCCCAGGCAUGACAGGUGCAGCGGGAAAGAAGAAGCCACCACCUCCACCUCCGCCCAAGAAGAAGCCGGCUCUAGUGAGCGCACCAGCUACUCCUGCUGAUGAUGAACCACCGCCGAUUCCCAUGGCAACGAGGCCCCAGUUUUGA